Ostreobium quekettii is the source of this 2322-nucleotide messenger RNA. The record is from the annotation of a GenBank genome assembly. Lineage: Eukaryota; Viridiplantae; Chlorophyta; Ulvophyceae; Bryopsidales; Ostreobiaceae.
AUGGCGGACCAGAAUUCUGGCAAGAAGAAGAUACCAGCGUUUGUGUCAAAGCUCUUCUCAGGAUUUCAGGGCAAGAAGACUGCCAAGGCGGAGGUGCCACAGCCCCUGGAGACUGAGGCGCCAGCUACUGUGCAUUAUGAAGGCCAGAAGCUCAAGGUUGGCGCUGUGCCCGAUGGCAACACACUGGUGAUUGAGCCCGACUGGAAGGUUCCAGAAAAGGACAAUGCAGCAACGAGAAUUCAGAGUGCAUUUCGAAGGUUCAAGGCCCGAGAAUUAUAUGAACAGUUGAGAGCACUGCGGAGUAUGAACCUUGAGAUUCGAUGGCCAUCUGGCAAUCCUUUCAUUGGGUUUCUCAUUGUUCGAGUUACAAGCAUAACUGCCCUGCAAGGAGUGAAACAUCCUCUUCUGCGUGCCAAGUGCGAUGGAGACCAGACGAUCAAUGUUCCAGGAGGGCGUGACAAGCAUGGCGACAUUCAAUAUGAUGACCGAGCGACGUUCUGCUUUGUUGUUAUUCGAAGCAGCACGGUGAUCACGAUCGAAGUGUUGCAGAGCCUGGAGCUGGCGACAAGGAUACUUGGAAAGGUCAACUUGCCAGUGUCUGACCUUGCACAAGGGGUUCACGAUCGAGAGGAGAAGGUGUUGUCUCCAGCAGGGAAGGAAAUCGGCACCAUGAAGUUGACAGUGGGCUAUGGAUGGUCAAGGGGCACACACGAUGAUGGAGGGUACGAAGGCCCAGCUUAUGUUUUCCUGCCAGCUAGGAAAUUCCGAGGCACAAGUGCUGACAAGAUGGUGGAGCGGCUCUGGCAGGUCAACCACUGGUUGUGUUCACAUGACAACAUCUGGUGCGCUUCCCAGUCUUUUGCAGACCUUGUGAAGCUGGCAGUAGAGAAGAAGAGAGAAGAACAGAAAGUUGUGGCCUUGUUGGAGUCUGGACCAGGAGAGGCAGCGUCGAUUGCUGCUCUGCCAAAAGAGGAGCAAGACAUUGCCAUCAAAGCAAAUCUGGAGCUGCAGGCAGCAGGGCAGGGGGUGGACUUGCAAGAAACAGCCAACCUGCUCACAGGGGUGUUGGGUGAAAACGCGGGCGCCCGGAUCUGGGAGUCUUAUGAUGCAACGAUGAGCAGCGCCAAUUCGCUGGGUUCGGAGGACUGGCGCCAAGCCGUGGACCAAAUGCAGGAGAUGCCGAUGACCGAUGACUUUGACAAGAGCUGCAGAUUUGACUCCCUGACUAAGGAGUAUUUGGCAGAACUGGAAAAGAUAGAGGCCGAAGAAGCGGAUGGGGAAGAGAACUCAACAACUGAAACUAGUGAGGGCAGUGCCUCUGGGGGCAACAAACAGAAGAGCAUUGAGAUGGCCCAAAGCUCUGGAAUUGUGGACAAACUGCCGCCUUCCAAAAAGGAACGCCAGCCCCCUUCUGGGAAAUCACUGGUUCCUAAGCAUGAAAAGGCUCAGCCGACACCAGCUGUCACUGGCAAAUUCGAAUAUGGUGCCUACAGGCCUGCAUCUCAACGCGGAGUCCACGUCUUCAUGCGUCGCGGAUUUAACUCUGUGGACGCCUCCGCCCCCAGCACUGUAUAUUUGGGCUGCAAGGAGACGUCCAGAUCAGGGAGGUUGCAUGUUGAACUGCCAGAGAAAUUUCUCUAUAGUCCAGGACAUUACCUGGUGCUGGGCCUUCUUCCUGAUGACAACACCUUUGGUCGCGGGUCCAUGUUCAUGUUGGAGCCAGGCACACAGUGUGUUGUCUUCGAUCUUGAUGGAACCGUCACCACAAGCGAUGCCCAUGUCGUUGCACAGGUUCUGCUGGACUCUGUCUCGGUGUCAACGGUGAUUGGCAGCUCCCUUGGUCGCAACUAUGACCUGAAACAGAGGGCCAGCGCCCUCACGGUGUGUCGGGCUUGGGCUGCCAAGGGCUAUCAAGUGGUCUAUUUGAGCGGUCGGCAGGGUUCUGCAUACAACAUGACCAAGGAGUGGCUCAUCAGGCAUGGGUAUCCGCCUGGGCCCAUUCACCUCACGAGGACGCACCUGCCCACACUGCCUGUAUACGUUUCAGUGGGCCAUUUCAAGGUGCAGUACAUGAGGGAGUUGGUCAGCAAGGGAUUGCAGAUUGCUGCAGCAUACGGAAACACGGGCACCGACAUCAAGGCGUAUGAAAAGGCCGGAAUUCCUAAGGAUCGUACAUUCAUAGUCGGGCCCCAUGGAGGAAAGCUGGGCACUGUGAAGGUGAAGGACUUCACCACCCACAUGCUGGACGUCAUGAAGUUUCCAAAUGCGAGCAAACCCAUACCGUAUACAGAGCUGCUGUUGCCGGACCUCAGCAAAUCGUGA